GAUGACGGGCAGUGCCCCGCAAGAGACAGACAGACAUGGAUAUCUCUCCACCCGUGACAAGUCUGAAUCUGGUUGGAGCCUGCUACAUUGACACAAUACUAAGUGUCUCCAAAUACCCCGCGGAGGACGACAAGCUUCGUGCAAACUCGCUGGAGAAACGAAGGGGCGGUAAUGCUGCGAAUAGCCUCGAAGUACUGCAGCAGCUCUCUAUACCCAAUGGCCGAUCCAUAGACCUCAGCCUCAUCUGUCCCCUGCCGAAAACAGACUCGGCAGCAACCAAAUUCAUCAGAGAAUCUUUCGCACCAAACGUGGAUCUUUCCUUGUCACUGUGUAGAGAAACUAGCUCUGAAGCAGCAAGCAGCUUCAUCAUUAGGAGCAUCGAAAGCGGCUCUCGGACAAUCGUGAAUUAUAACGACCUGGCCGAGAUGAGCCUUGGAGAGUUCCAGGAUCUGGUCAAGCAGCGGACGAAGGCUAAGAACGAGAGGUCAUGGUAUCAUUUCGAAGGCAGGAUACCAGAGACUUCAGUGAGUUGCAUGCGUUGGCUCAAGGAGACCUACCCAGAUGUGCUCACCAGUGCCGAGGCGGAAAAGCCAGCUCGGCCCGGAUUGGAUGCGAUGGCAUCUGAGGCUGAUGUGGUGUUUUUCUCGAAAACCUGGGCCCAGGCAGGCGGAUAUACCGACGUUGCGUCCUUUCUCCAGGCCCAAGCAGAGCGGUUCAAGGAAGCACGGCUUCUAUGCUGUACAUGGGGAGGUGAUGGUGCGGCAAUUAUCAGACCCAGUGAUGGAAUGUAUCACCAUGAACCUGCUUUCGUGGACAAGGAGAAGCAGGUGGUGGAUACGGUAGGGGCGGGCGAUACCUUCAUCGCUGGAAUGCUGUUCCAGCUCACAACUUCUGAGAAGGCGGAUGUUGCAGGGGCUCUUGCUUGUGCAAACAAGCUUGCUGGGCGCAAGGUGCUGCAAAGUGGCUUCGCAAAUCUUGUGUGAGUGAGCAGCAUAUAUCAAUCUCUGUCAGAGAAGGAAUGCAAGACUCACGUGAAUUUUGAGAG
Pseudocercospora fijiensis CIRAD86 is the source of this 1045-nucleotide messenger RNA. RefSeq lists its product as uncharacterized. NCBI's taxonomy places the organism in Eukaryota, Fungi, Ascomycota, Dothideomycetes, Mycosphaerellales, Mycosphaerellaceae. The coding region runs from base 36 to 983 and encodes 315 amino acids. The transcript is spliced from 2 exons. The record is from RefSeq and is a predicted model, not a curated record. Gene Ontology annotation, molecular function: kinase activity.